This is a messenger RNA of Effrenium voratum, 693 nucleotides long. The record is from the annotation of a GenBank genome assembly. Lineage: Eukaryota; Dinophyceae; Suessiales; Symbiodiniaceae.
GAAGAGUUUUGGACGCGCGCCAUGGCUUUGCGGCGGCCCCUGUUGAGCGUUUGCCUGGCUGUGGCUGCGGUUGUGGCCGGGGAUGCCUUCAGCCGCGGCCUGGUGGCGCGCAGAGCGACGCCCAACUUGGGAGACCUCAUGGGAUCCAUGGGGAAGGUGGCGGAGGCCAUGAAGAAGAUGCCGGAGUUACAGAAGCAGCUGAGGGACACGCCUUCCAGCGGCACGGCUUUGGGCGGCAAGGUGAAGGUGAGCAUCAGUGGUGACUUGGCGCCCUUGGGUGUGGAGAUCGACGAGAGUGUCAUGGAAGCGAACCUGACGGCAGAGGUGCUGGCAGAUGCGGUGUAUUUGGCCAUGAAGGAGGCGCACAAUGCCUCCCUGGAGCUGUCCAGGACGCAGCUCAGCAAGUUCUACAAGGACAUGGGUGUGCCCAUGCCCGGCCAGGGUGGCGGCAUCCCGGGCAUGGGCGGCAUGGGCGGCAUGGGCGGGAUGCCCGGCGUGGCGCCGCCGGCACCUGCGGCGCCUGCCCCGCCACCUAUGGACUUUGAUCCCGCCGGCAUCGGCCCGCGCUUUGCGGACUGACCUGUGACCCAUUUGAAGUGGCGUUGCGGGGAAAGCCCGAGUGGGAUGAGCAUGAUGAGCUAACGGAUCAAUUCGAUGUGACCUGCCUGUUCCCGAGGUAGUAUUCGAAGUGUG